UUAAAAAGUUAAGAAAACGAUAGCAAUUUUUGUGAAUGUGAUGAAUCAAAAAUGAAUAUUUUGGGAAUUUAUUAAUUUACUCAUUUGAAAAAGUAGUACUCAUUUAAUGCACAAAUAAAUCCAUAACAACUGCAAAUUUAGAAAUUUAAGGACUUUAGAAAGCGGAUCAAACUUCUACAAACAAUCAUUGUUCUAAAUUAAACAGACUUUCGGCAGCAAAACAACAAUGCUUUAAAAUUUGGUAAGAAAUAUGUUACACACUGUAUACUUACUAUAUAAUAUACAAUAGUAAACAACAAAAAUGGCACAGAGUUCACAUGGAGGUAGCCAUCGCAGAAGUCGUGACCAUGAGGGUGCAAUGCGAUACACAAAUACAGACUGGGAGGCAAAAGAAGCUGUGUACAUUCGGGAACUGGAUGAGGCACGAGCUAGAGCUACUCAAAUGGAAAAGACAAUGAGGUGGUGGUCCGAUUGCACUGCCAAUUGGAGAGAAAAAUGGAGUAAGGUACGUAAUGAAAGAAAUAAGGCCAGAGACGAAGCAAAACAACAUAAAAGUAAAGUUGAUAUCCUUUCCAAGGAAGUAAACACUCUCAAAUCUGAAAAGGGAGAUUUAGAACUACUAAUAGAAGAGCUUAAAAGAGACAAUGAAAAGCUUCUCAGCUUAGGUGAAAAGAGGAUUGUAUCUGGUGACUUGAGUACAGAGGAUGGUGUUGAAUUGAGGAAAAAGAACACUGGUUUUAUAUCACCAAAUGAAUCCUCUGCCCGCCAAAGGGCUUCAUUAGAUUCUCAUAAAUUUUCAAAUGUAGAUAAUGUACUUGCUAACAAAUUAAGCGAAAUGAGAUUGCGUUUAGAUGAAACGUCAAAAAGCUUGCAAAGUGAAAAAGAUCAAAAGUCAUUCUUGCUUGUUAAGAUUGAAACAUUGACUGCUGAAUUACACAGUGCCAAAAUGGAAUUAGCUCAUAGUGAUAGAACACUUGGUUCCACAGAUUCUAGUCAUAGUGAAGUAGAGAGAUUGCAAAACGAGUUGCAAGACGAAAUUGCCGCAAAACAGGUGUUAGAAGAAAAAAUUGCUGAACUAAAAAUGGAAAUAGAGAGGCUCAAAUCGGAAAAUACAGUUCAGUGGAGUAAACGAGAACUCUUAGAAACGGAAAACAUAGCUAUAUUACGAGAAAACAAAAAGCUAUACAGCCAGGUCUGUGAGUUGAGAGAACAGAUACACAAACUUAACAGAAUAUCUGACGGUAGUAUUUACGGAGUGCCCUACAAUGAUCACAAUAGUAGAUUGGAUACAAAUGUGUUAUAUAUUAGGAAGACUAGUGUCAGUCCAAGAUCUCAUGAAUCUAGUAAUGGUUCGUCUGAAGCGAAUUUAGCGCACAUGGACACAAAAACAAAUACUUCAGGGGAAGAUGAUGAAUUAGCCAUUGUGGAAAGGGAUGAUAAUUGAUAAAAGUUAACUUACCUUUUUGUUGACACAACUCAGAUGACACAACUAAUUCAGUUGUUUUUCAAUAUUUUCAUAUAUCUAAAAUGUCAGUUUUAAAAAGUAUUUAUUUGCAUUUAUAUUUUUUUGCGAACUCCAAUCAUGGAAAUUCAUUCAAGUUUAUAAAUAAAAAAUGUUAAAAACAUUCCAUGCUUCCAAGUGUAAUAAUUAGGAAAAAAAUAUGAUUGUACGAAAUCACUAAAGCCAGAUUUUUUUUUACUUUAAAUGCAUGCAAUAAGUUUUAAAUAGAUCUGUAGAAUAUAAUAUGCACUUGCUCUUUUGUGUGAUA
This is a messenger RNA of Colias croceus (clouded yellow), 1769 nucleotides long. RefSeq names its product coiled-coil domain-containing protein 102A-like. The record is from RefSeq and is a predicted model, not a curated record. Bases 302 to 1444 code for a protein of 380 amino acids. NCBI's taxonomy places the organism in Eukaryota, Metazoa, Arthropoda, Insecta, Lepidoptera, Pieridae. The transcript is spliced from 2 exons.